AUGGAAGGCAAGGCUUUACUCUUCAAGCGUUUCGGUGAUGUCGAUGCCAUCCCACUCUGCGUCCGCUCCAAGAACGUCGACGACAUUGUCCAAGUUGUCUCACUCCUCGCAGGCUCCUUCGGUGUGUCAACCUCGAAGACAUCUCAGCACCACGCUGCUUCGAAAUCGAGAAGCGUCUCCAAGAGAUCUGCGACAUCCCAAUCUUCCACGAUGACCAGCACGGCACAGCCAUCGUCACACUCGCCGCACUCCUCAACGCACUCAAGCUUGUCGGCAAGAAGAUCGAAGAGAUCAAGGUUGUCACAAGUGGUGCAGGCGCAGCAGGUAUCGCCAUCAUCAAGCUCCUCAUCGCAGUCGGUGUCAAUCCAAAGAAUGUCAUCCUCACAGACAGACAAGGUGCCAUCUACAAAGGCCGCUCCGGCUUGA
Trichomonas vaginalis G3 is the source of this 426-nucleotide messenger RNA. Its product is annotated as malate dehydrogenase (decarboxylating) (NAD+) protein. The transcript has a single exon. The record is from RefSeq and is a predicted model, not a curated record. Bases 1 to 426 code for a protein of 141 amino acids. Lineage: Eukaryota; Parabasalia; Trichomonadida; Trichomonadidae. Gene Ontology annotation, molecular function: malate dehydrogenase (decarboxylating) (NAD+) activity.